Messenger RNA from Linderina pennispora, 1131 nucleotides. RefSeq lists its product as uncharacterized. The coding region runs from base 157 to 984 and encodes 275 amino acids. The transcript has a single exon. NCBI's taxonomy places the organism in Eukaryota, Fungi, Kickxellomycota, Kickxellomycetes, Kickxellales, Kickxellaceae. The record is from RefSeq and is a predicted model, not a curated record.
AUUGCCAGAGGUUAUUUUUAGCUUCUGGUGAUUCUUGCCGAUUGUCGUGCUUGUUCCAGGACUAACUAGUCUUGGCUGCUAUGACGUGCGCCCGAGAGACAACCAAACGACUUUCUUGCUGCAUGCGCAGUUUUUUUCCGUUCCUAUUUUUAUACCAUGCCUAUUUUUAAAUCCCGCCCCCAUAUAGCCCGCCGUGUGCUGGACGAUCUGAGCACCAGCCAGCUGGCCAAAGCCAAGCACUACGUGUUCCAGCCCAGCGAUCUCGCCGACUUCAACAAAAAGUACGACCAUCCGCGGUCCAACGCCACGUCUGCCACGGCCUCGGUCAACCAGUCUGAGACCGGUUCGCCGUACCCAGCCUUCGACGAGGAGCACAUCCGCUACAAGUACCGCCCCGAGGUCACCAUCGAGCUGCACGACUUCCCGUGCCCGCUCGAGACCACGGAUCUGCAGAGGCUUUUUGUUGCAUACAAGCGCGACGACAACAUUGUGCGCAUCAAGUGGUUCAACCGCAACCGUGCCAUUGCUUGGUUCACCAGCCCCGGACUCGCCAAGCAGGCGCUCGAGGACCUGCGCACCAACGAGCUCGUGCAUGUCAAGCAGUACCAUUUUGAGGCAUCGGACAUGAGGUACUUCAACCCCGACAGCAAGAUGGCUGACAUCACCGGCUCGCCUGCUGGCACCCUGAGCCGUCGCCGCACGAUCAGCGGAGGCAGCGGCCUGGCCCGCCGCAACACCGUCAGCGGGGCGUCGCACUAUAACCGUGGAAAGAUGUUUGCCGCAGCCAGUGCGCACAGCAACGCGGUGCCACCUAUCCCGUCGGUGUUCAACCCCAGCGUGCUGGCACACAAUGGUGCUGCGCUGGCGCAUAACGGCGUUGCGCUGGCGCAUAACAUCAACGCUGUCGCCAAUGGCGGUAGCGCCACAGCCAGCCCGAUCCCGCCGGCCCGCCGUCUUCGCCGCUUCUCAAAGCCCACCGUCUAGAGCGGGCCGCCUUUUCCCAAUGUCCUAUUUUCUACUUUUCUCAAACUUCCAAUUCUAAGUGUACUUUUUCCCUCAACAUUCGCUAUCUUUUAACCAACAUUGCCUCCCACACAUACCCUCUAGGCUCGGUGAACCGAUAUAUUGUAG